AAAUUUAGAUUAGUUUGAUGGUGUCAAUGUGGUAUCUCUCGACUAAAAACCAAUUUCUUCCAAGGAUUCCUGAUCAAGUCCUUGUAAGCGAAGGCACCUUUCCCCGUGUGAAAAAAGGAAGAAGAUGCUGCUUCGGCUUCCGUUUCUAGCUCUGCUUGAGUCGCUUCGUCCGUUUCUCUGAUGUGGAAUGUCGCUGAGUCAGAUCGCAGAUCUCUUCUCACUUUCGGAGUAGUCCAUCGACGCAUUUCAAUCUUUUUCUGGAGUUAUCGAUUCACGUCGCUGAAGGCUGCACCAAAGGAAAUGGAGUAGUAGUAGUAGUAGAGAACCUGGCGGCACACGCUCGAUGGAUCGACCCGUAGCUGUCCCGUCCAUGCCACUGACGAACGGCGCAGUGUGUUUGUCUCGUUCCGACCGAUUUCCCGUGAAACCAAUUGAAUGCGAGCGAAUCCUCACUUCAUUCACUCCGCUUCUCCCCCAUCCCGUGACCAACAUUUAAUCAUCACCCAGCAUUUAAUCUGCCCCUCUGACACUAUAAAACCUGCGCAGCCUGCCACCUCUUCCCCUCCAUCGCCCAACGAUCGCGCCAUUCCCGGUGCAUGCAAAGAUGGCUUCGCCGCCGCUGCUGCUGCUGUCCGCGCUGACGCUGGCCGUCGUGGUGGCGGCGCCGUGCCGGGGCGAGUUCACGGUGGUGGUGCCGGACGCGGGGGCGCUGGUGGACGCGCCGCAGCCGGGGUUCUCGGACCGGGCGCGCACCGACCCGGCGGAGCAGCGCGCCGUGCUGGAGGUCAUGGCGGCGACGGGCAACGGCUGGGCGUCGGGCAUCGCGGACGUGUGCCGCGGCCGGUGGCACGGCAUCGAGUGCGUGCCCGACCGCGCCGACGUCUACCACGUCGUCUCCCUCUCCUUCGGCGCGCUCUCCGACGACACCGCCUUCCCGGCCUGCGACCCCGCGCGCGCCGCGCUCUCCCCCGCCGUGCUCGCGCUCCCGCACCUCCGCUCCCUCUUCUUCUACCGCUGCUUCAGCGCCAACCCGCAGCCCGUCCCGGCCUUCCUCGGCCGCCUCGGCCCCGCCUUCCGCUCCCUCGUGCUGCGCCAGAACGGCCUCGUCGGCCCCAUACCGCCCGAGAUCGGGAGCCUCUCCGGCCUGCGCGUGCUCGACCUCCACGGCAACCAUCUCUCCGACGCCAUCCCGGCCACCGUCCAGUCCUUGGGCCGCCUCCAGCUGCUCGACCUCAGCUACAACCGGCUCGCCGGCCAGGUGCCGAACCUCAGGUUCCAGCAGCUCAGCAUCCUGGACCUCAGCCACAACGCGCUGCAGGGCCGCGUCCCGGCGAGCCUCGGGCAAUGCCGGUCUCUGCUGAAGAUCGACCUCAGCCAGAACCGCCUCGCCGGCACGAUUCCGGACGCUCUCGGCGACCUGCCCGACCUCAUACUGCUCGACCUCAGCCACAACGCGCUGUCCGGCCCGAUCCCGGCGGCGAUCGGCAGGCUGUCGACGCUGCGCUCGCUCAUCCUCGGCGACAACCCGAUGCAGUCCUCGACGGUCCCCGGCGACUUCUUCACGGGGCUCAAGGCGCUGACCACGCUGGUCCUCUCGGGCAUGGGGCUGGGAGGGUCGCUGCCGGAGUCCAUCGGGGGCCUGAGCCAGCUCCGCGUGCUGCGCCUGGACGGCAACGGGUUCACCGGCGUGAUACCGGCGAGCUUCCGGCGGCUGGAGAAGGCGAGCGAGCUCCGCGUGGACGGCAACCGGCUCGUGGGGCCGAUCCCGUUCGGCAAGCAGAUGAUGUGGAGGCUGGGCAAGAAGCUGCGCGUCGGCGGCAACGAGGGGCUCUGCUACGACGCCAAGCAGGAAGGGCUGGAGGGCGCCAUGGCGCUGGCCGGCGUCGCGGACUGCGGCAGCGUGGGGAGCGGCGCCACGACGCAGCACUUGAGCUGGGAGAGUAGUGGCGGUGCGACGGCGACGGCGAACGUGACGUUGUCAGCCGCAGAUUCAAACUCUGGCCGGGGUGGCGGCCACUUUUUCUUGGUCGUUUUGGUGUGUUUGCAGCUUGCAUUGUUGUAGGUAGAAGAAGAGCUGUGGCGGUUGAUUGGUGGUGCAGAGUUUUUUUACACCGGGAAGAAUAAGGAACUGUACAAAGCGUUGUUGCUGAUUGCGGCUUUUGCCCGCUGUAGCCAGGUGAACAAAAUUGUUUCCAGAGAUUUUUGAAAAAGCAUGUCUUUUUUCGGCUAA
Triticum aestivum (bread wheat) is the source of this 2230-nucleotide messenger RNA. Its product is annotated as protein TOO MANY MOUTHS. The transcript has a single exon. Bases 605 to 2062 code for a protein of 485 amino acids. NCBI's taxonomy places the organism in Eukaryota, Viridiplantae, Streptophyta, Magnoliopsida, Poales, Poaceae. The record is from RefSeq and is a predicted model, not a curated record. Gene Ontology annotation, molecular function: protein binding.